AUGGUGCCUUUUAAGGCCUUGUAUAGCAGAAGAUGUCAGACUCCUGUUUGUUGGUUUCAAGAUGGAGUUCAUUUAAUGGUUGGACCCGAGAUGUUUCAAAGAACCAUAGAGCAAGUUGAGCUUAUCCAAAGGAGACAGAGCAACUCAGAGUUGUUAGAAAUCAUAUGCCGAUCAAUGCUAGAGGCCUUUGAAAUACUACAUCAUAGGGGACUAGUAGCCUAUGAGUUAGCUUUACCACCUCAAUUGAAAAGACUACACAAUGGCUUUCACAUGUCACAGCUGAGGAAGUACGUCCCAGAUCCAUUUCAUGUAAUCAAGCCAGAUGUUGUACAGCUACGAGAUAACUUGUCAGUUGAGCCUUUAGCUACCUGCAUUGAAGACACUAGAGUUAAGGAGCUUAGAGGCAAGUCCAUCUAA
This is a messenger RNA of Abrus precatorius (Indian licorice), 417 nucleotides long. RefSeq lists its product as uncharacterized. The transcript has 2 exons. The record is from RefSeq and is a predicted model, not a curated record. NCBI's taxonomy places the organism in Eukaryota, Viridiplantae, Streptophyta, Magnoliopsida, Fabales, Fabaceae. Bases 1 to 417 code for a protein of 138 amino acids.